AUGGCGGCACGUCGACGUGGUGUUGGAGUAGGUGCGGUACAGCAGAAGAAAGAUCUUCAGGCAAAAUUCCAAGCCAAAGGUAACGAAUUAGCCAGCGAACAGUUAAAUCAAUUUUCUCAGGAACUUGCUGUUUUCCAGACAAAGUUAGAGGAAUUUGCUCACAAACACCGCGAUGAAAUUCGUCGAAACUCUCACUUUCGACGACACUUUCAGGAUAUGUGUGCCUCAGUUGGUGUUGAUCCACUUGCUUCUAGUAAAGGUUUUUGGGCCGAGAAACUUGGUGUCGGUGAUUUUUAUUAUGAAUUGGCUGUUCAAAUUGUUGAAGUUUGUAUGUCAACCAGUCAUAUAAAUGGUGGUGUUAUGACGAUAGAAGAAUUGAGAAAUCGGCUAUUACGUUCACGAGCACGAACACGACGAGACGCUGUCACCACAGAUGACAUUUUACGUGCUGUCGAUAAAUUGAAAGUACUUGGUAAUGGUUUUGAACUAAUUGCUUUGGGAAGUGGACGAUUUUUGGUACAAAGUGUGCCUGGUGAACUCAGCAUGGAUGAUUCACGGGUUUUACAAUUGGCUGAAGAUGCUGCUUAUGUAACCAAAGAACUCAUUAUGGAUCGAUUGCGCUGGGAUGAACGACGUACCGACGUAGUGCUGGAGCAUUUAGUGAAAGAAGGCAUUGCCUGGAUUGAUAAUCAGUCAACAGACACUAUCCAGUAUUGGAUUCCAAGUCUUUUUCUACAGCAGCAUAGCCAUUCGAGUAGUUCAACUAGUAUAUCUGACAGUAUUGCAUCAACUCUUUAUUGA
Acanthocheilonema viteae is the source of this 801-nucleotide messenger RNA. The record is from the annotation of a GenBank genome assembly. Lineage: Eukaryota; Metazoa; Nematoda; Chromadorea; Rhabditida; Onchocercidae.